Clupea harengus (Atlantic herring) is the source of this 408-nucleotide messenger RNA. Its product is annotated as actin-related protein 8-like. NCBI's taxonomy places the organism in Eukaryota, Metazoa, Chordata, Actinopteri, Clupeiformes, Clupeidae. The record is from RefSeq and is a predicted model, not a curated record.
AAAUGAUCUACACUGAGUAGGCUAACGUGUUUAGUGCUGAUAAAAUACAGGUAACGUUAUUUUUCCUGGACUGAAGGAAUGAAGCCGCAAUACGGGCAGGCGUCUGACGAGACCAAGCGUAAGUUGUACAGCUCCAUCCUGGUGGUAGGGGGAGGCCUCCUGUUCCACGGUGCCCAGGACUUCUUACAGCACCGCAUCCUCAACAAGAUGCCCCCGUCGUUCCGCCGGGUGGUGGAGAAUGUGGAGGUCAUCACACGGCCCAAGGACAUGGAUCCACAGCUGAUACCCUGGAAGGGCGGUGCGGUGCUGGCCUGCCUGGACACAACCCAGGAGAUGUGGAUCCACCAGCACGAGUGGCAGCGCUUUGGAGUCCGCAUGCUCAGAGAAAGGGCCGCAUUUGUCUGGUGA